Messenger RNA from Grammomys surdaster, 1836 nucleotides. It is a transcript of the gene Fut7, whose product is annotated as fucosyltransferase 7. The record is from RefSeq and is a predicted model, not a curated record. The transcript has 3 exons. Gene Ontology annotation, cellular component: membrane. Gene Ontology annotation, molecular function: alpha-(1->3)-fucosyltransferase activity. The coding region runs from base 278 to 1306 and encodes 342 amino acids. Lineage: Eukaryota; Metazoa; Chordata; Mammalia; Rodentia; Muridae.
CUUGAUAGGAUGGAGAAAAAUCUUAGCUACGAGCUAUAGGUUAUCCCACCAGAGCCAGUGGGAGGGAAACCAAAUAAACCUGGACUGAGGCUGGGACUAGCCUUCCUGUUUCUGGAAUAGAUGGCAACCCCUUGCCCACCAGGCUGCCUGUCCACGUCAGAGACACACAGACUCCUUCCCUUUCCAGACUGGAAAGUCCCUUCCUGGGAUAGCAGGAAGGAAGCAACUCGUCCAGUCCUGGACCUUGGGCUGAGCCUACAGUUCAAGAAGGCUCUAGAUGAAUUGUAUUGGGUGCAACCCCACCCGGAGGCUGCGGGCCUGGGGGGGCCUAGCUGGAGGUGCAACACUCACGGUAAUCUGGCUUGUCUGGCUGCUUGGAUCAGCUCCUGGGGAUGCCCCAGUGCCUCAGCCCACACUCACCAUCCUUAUCUGGCACUGGCCUUUCACCAAUCAGCCACCAGAGCUGCCUGGUGACACCUGCACUCACUAUGGCAUGGCCAGCUGCCGUCUGAGUGUUAACCGGAGCCUGCUAGCCAGUGCUGAUGCUGUGGUCUUCCACCACCGUGAGCUUGAGACCCGGCGAUCUCGCCUGCCCCUGAUCCAGAGGCCGCAUGGACAGCCCUGGGUCUGGGCCUCCAUGGAAUCCCCCAGUAAUACCCAUGGUCUCCAUCACUUCAGGGGCAUCUUCAACUGGGUGCUGAGCUAUCGGCGUGAUUCAGAUAUCUUUGUACCCUAUGGUCGCUUGGAGCCCCUCUCUGAGCCUACACCCCCACUACCGGCCAAAAACAGGAUGGCUGCCUGGGUGAUCAGCAAUUUCCAGGAGCGGCAGCAGCGUGCAAAGCUGUACCGACAGCUGGCACCUCAUCUGCCGGUGGAUGUGUUUGGACACGCCAGCGGGCGGCCCCUGUGCGAUAACUGUCUGCUGCCCACUGUGGCCCGGUACCGCUUCUACCUGUCCUUUGAGAACUCACAGCAUCGGGACUACAUCACUGAGAAGUUCUGGCGCAAUGCACUGGCCGCUGGUGCUGUGCCUGUGGUACUGGGACCUCCUCGGGCCACCUACGAGGCUUUUGUGCCACCUGACGCCUUUGUACACGUGGAUGACUUCAGCUCUGCCCGUGAACUGGCCAGCUUUCUUGUCAGCAUGAAUGAGAGUCGCUAUCGUGGCUUCUUUGCUUGGCGGGAGCAGUUCCAUGUGCGCCUCCUGGAUGACUGGAGGGAGCGCUUCUGCAGUAUCUGUGCCCGAUACUCUCACUUGCCCCGAAACCAGGUAUAUGAAGACCUUGAAAGCUGGUUCCAGGCUUGAACUCCUGCUGCUGAGAGAGAGAGUGUGGGUGGAAGACUGAUAUUGAAACCGAAGAGCUAGGCAUCCAGGCUUUUGGGUCACCAUGGGAUUAACCCCAGGCUUAGGUCAGUGAACAGGAAGUCAGGCUAUGAGGAGAAGACUGGACUGAGAAGUCAUAUGAAUGAGGACUCUGGUGGGCUUUGGAGUAGGGAUCCAGGGCAAGAGACAAGUAACUGAUAAGGAGCAUAUGGUAAAAGCUAGUCAAAAGGGAAAGGUGGCUGAGGGUCCCUGACUUACCUUGAACAUGCCCAUGGCUGAAGGCUCAGAUGAAAAAGGGAGGCAGCAUCUCUGGAACUGGGACAAGCACAGAAUCCUAAACCUCCACAAUCAAGGUGCUUAGCCUCAAGGAUACAGGUGCAGGUUCUAAAACUCUGGGUGCAAACUGUAUGCUGGGCCAGGGGGUUGUGGAAGGACCAUGUGGAUGAUCUGGGCUUUUGACACCACAGUCCCCUCAGGGGAAGAGGCACCACUAAUAAAGACACUGACAGAAA